Molecule: messenger RNA, 2157 nt
Organism: Dioscorea cayenensis subsp. rotundata (Guinea yam)
Lineage: Eukaryota; Viridiplantae; Streptophyta; Magnoliopsida; Dioscoreales; Dioscoreaceae
Product: probable pectin methyltransferase QUA3
Exons: 8
Coding region: 124-1941 (605 amino acids)
Cellular component (GO): endosome; trans-Golgi network; cytoplasm
Molecular function (GO): methyltransferase activity
Source: RefSeq, a predicted model, not a curated record
CUCACUCUCCUUCUCACGCUCACUCUCUUCUUCUCCAAACCCUCGUUAGAUCUCAUCUCCACUUCGAUCUCCAUCCCAAACCCUCGCCUCUAGAUCCCAUUCCAGGCCGCCGAUCAUCGCCCCAUGGGCCAUGUCAACCUCCCGCCGCCGCGCCGUGGCCCGCCGCGCCCGUGGACGCUGCUUGACCUCGUAUCCACCGCCUUCUUUGGCGCUGUGAUCAUCUUCUUCAUUCUCGUCUUCACGUCCCUCGGUGAUCCGCUGGCGGCCGCCGGACGCCGCGCUCUGGCCCGCUCUGACCCCUCUGAUCCCCGCCAGCGUGAGCGUGUUCUCUCCCUGCUUGAUUCCCCGCGUUCCCAGCGCUCCGCUGCUGGUCCUGUCAUCCCUACUUGCCCUGUUGACGAGGUUGAUCAGAUGCCCUGUGAGGAUCCUCGCCGGAACAGCCAGCUCAGCCGGGAGAUGAACUUUUAUAGGGAGCGCCACUGCCCGGAGUCCGGCGAGUUGCCGCUGUGUCUUGUGCCGCCGCCGGAUGGGUACAAGAUUCCGGUGCCGUGGCCUGAGAGUCUACAUAAGAUAUGGCAUGACAACAUGCCAUAUAAUAAAAUUGCAGAGAGGAAAGGUCAUCAAGGCUGGAUGAAAGAAGAAGGUUCAUACUUCAUCUUCCCUGGUGGCGGCACUAUGUUCCCUGAUGGAGCUGUGCAGUAUAUUGAGAAGCUUGGACAAUACAUUCCCAUUGACAGCGGUCUUUUGAGGACAGCUCUGGACAUGGGUUGUGGGGUUGCCAGCUUUGGGGGAUAUAUGCUCAAAGAAAAUAUCAUGACACUUUCUUUUGCUCCAAGAGACUCGCAUAAAGCCCAAAUACAGUUUGCACUAGAAAGAGGAGUACCUGCAUUUGUGGCAAUGUUAGGAACUCGGCGACUUCCAUUUCCUGCAUAUUCUUUUGACCUGGUUCAUUGUUCUCGAUGUCUGAUCCCCUUUACUGCUUACAAUGGUACUUAUUUAAUUGAAGUAGACCGGUUGCUUAGGCCAGGUGGAUACCUUGUCAUCUCUGGCCCACCUGUGCAAUGGCCUAAACAAGAUAAAGAAUGGGCUGAUCUCCAGUCCUUGGCAGUCACUUUGUGCUAUGAACUCAUUGUUGUGGAUGGUAACACUGUCAUUUGGAAGAAGCCUUCAGGGGCAUCUUGCAUUCCUAGCCAAAAUGAAUUUGGGCUUGGUUUAUGCAAUGACGCAAAUGACCACAGUGAAGCCUGGUAUUUUAAUUUAAAGAAUUGUAUCAGCAAGGUCUCCAUUGAAGGAGAAAAAAUCGCUGUUGGUUACAUGGCAAAAUGGCCUGAAAGGCUAUCAAAGCCUCCAGCAAGGGUGUCACUUAUUAAAAAUGGUAUUGAUGUGUUUGAAGCUGAUUCAAGGCGUUGGACCCGACGUGUUGCAUAUUAUAAGAAAUCCCUUGGCAUAAAGCUCGGGACCACCUCCAUACGUAAUGUUAUGGACAUGAAUGCAUUUUUUGGAGGCUUUGCUGCAGCACUUAUGUCUGAUCCUGUCUGGAUUAUGAACGUCAUUCCUGCUCGAAAGCCAUUAACUUUGGAUGUGGUCUAUGAUAGAGGUCUAAUUGGAGUAUAUCAUGACUGGUGUGAGGCUUUCUCCACAUACCCUCGAACCUAUGAUCUAAUCCACGUCACAGGAAUCAACUCUUUAGUAAAAGAUCCUGUUACUGGCAAGAGCAGGUGUCACCUAGUUGAUAUAAUGGUGGAAAUGGAUCGAAUAUUACGUCCUGAAGGAACAGCUGUGAUUCGCGACAUGCCCGAUGUGAUAGAGAAGGUAGGGCGCAUUGCUCAUGCAAUACGAUGGACAUAUAACAUACAUGACGGUGAGAAAGAAGCUCGAGGUGGGGAGAAAAUUCUUUUGGCAACCAAGAACUUGUUGAAACUACCUACAGUUUCACACUGACGAAAGGAACCCAAAGUCUAUCUGGAAUGUAACAUCAUUCUAUGGGGUUUUUUUUCUUCCCCUGCUAUCUCCUCAGUUUUAGGAAAAAGAAGAAAUUUUAAAAAAAAAUGUUGUAACACUAUUAUUUAGUGAAAAGAGGGAAUGUGAAGUGUUUCUUUUCUAAAUUGUUGGGAAGGCAAAAUGAAAAUCUAUAAUGUGUGUGUGUCUUAAUUGUCA